CUUCGGGCCCGAAGAAACAAAAACAGUUUUUUGCGCCAUUUUCUAACCGCGCUCUGUUUCUCUCCGAAGUCCGCACUCCUAUUCUUCCCAGAUAUGCUACAAGCACCGGAAACGAUCUUUCGUAACGAGCACUCAAGCUUGGAGUUGAUCGGGACUGUUGCGGCACAAAACUGAGUCACUGAAGCGCACGACUCCUCUAUUUUUCCUUUUCUCUGGAUAUCUUUCCUGAAGAAUCGCGUAGUCAUGCGGAGAACAUUUUCGCCGUUCAGGUGUUGAUUUGUGAACAAUCCCAGCGCCUGGAAUUCAAACGUGAUUAUAUCUUCUUUGAUUGGUUGUGUUUUGGUACUGGGUUUUGAGAGCCAAGGAAGCAAAACAGAACAAGAGUUGCAGAAAAUGGCCCAGGGAUGGUUCUCAAAGAGCAAUUACAGUGAAGAUCUCAAUAAACCCUCGCCCUCUUUGUUGGACCAGUGGAAUUCCUACGCAUUGUCACAGGACUCGCAAGACAGCUCCGAUUUGGGUUUUGGUUUCGAUCUGGAAGCAGCAGUUAGGUCAGCCAACGACACUGUCGCCGGCACUUUCAAUGUGGUCUCGCAGGGUGUGAGCAAUAUACAUGGCAACUUUCAGUCUGCCACUAGUAACGUUCCUUCUGGAAAGGCAAUAAUGUAUUUUGGUUUGUUUUUGGCAACUGGGAUCUUCUUCAUUUUCAUUGCAUUCACCAUGUUCCUUCCCGUCAUGGUCGUUAUGCCCCAAAAGUUUGCUAUAUGCUUUACUCUUGGCUGCGGAUUUAUUAUUGGAUCAUUCUUUGCUCUCAAGGGUCCAAGGAAUCAGCUUGUCCACAUGUUAUCAAAAGAGAGGCUUCCUUUCACGUUGGGUUUCGUCAGCAUCAUGGUCGGCACCAUAUAUGUAUCUAUGGUUCUUCACAGCUACAUCCUCUCUGUGGUAUUCUCUGUUUUACAGGUUCUAGCACUUGGAUAUUAUGCUUUAUCGUAUUUUCCUGGAGGAUCUGCUGGAAUGAAAUUCCUUACUUCUGCUUUUACCUCCUCAAUUCUGAAAUGUUUUGGUAGAUGACUUGAUUUUGGUUAAUUGGGAGUGAGUGGUCUUGAAUCCGCCUAUGAGAGGAAAUCUGCAAUUUCUCUUCAAAUAGAUGUCAAAACCUUGGGGGGGGGGUAAAUAUCUUGGCUGAUCAAGUCAAAAUAGCUACAACUGGUGGAUGUAAACUAGCAAACAGUACAUUUAGAAUGACUGCUUUCAAAUCAGGCUUAGCUGGGAGCUGAGGUGUUCUCGUUUAGUUUCACUUUUCACCCUUGAUUAAAUAGAGUUCUGAAAUGAUGGUCAAAUAUUUGGUUUGUUUUUUGAACCAUGAACCUGGCUCAACUUAGCAAUUUUCUUAAUUCAGUUUCAGCAGAGCCUUUGUAAACACUGGUUAGUCCUAGUGAGAGAG
Neltuma alba is the source of this 1441-nucleotide messenger RNA. RefSeq names its product protein transport protein SFT2-like. The coding region runs from base 394 to 1068 and encodes 224 amino acids. Gene Ontology annotation, biological process: vesicle-mediated transport. Lineage: Eukaryota; Viridiplantae; Streptophyta; Magnoliopsida; Fabales; Fabaceae. The transcript is spliced from 5 exons. The record is from RefSeq and is a predicted model, not a curated record. Gene Ontology annotation, cellular component: membrane.